CGGAAGCGGGACUCCAUCGACCAAGGCUCCGUCACCGGCUCCAUGACUUCCGGCAGCGGCUCCAGCAGUACUACCGGAGGGGAGCCAGGAUCCGGCAGUGCCGGAAGUGGCGACCAGGUCGUAGGUGACGGCUCGUCAGUGUCGGAAUCGGUGGAGGACAACUCGCUCUCAGUCACGGGAGAUGAUCCUUCCGACGUCCAGCAACAGGACCAGGUCUUCGAGGACCCCAACGAAAUCUUCGCCGGGGAGCCCGGCGGACCUCCGCUGGCGGGAGUCGUGAUGCAGCAGGCGUACCCGGGGGGCCCCAUGAUCACCAUCCCGGUGCACUGGACGCCCUUCAUAGACCCCACCCUCAUCCCGGGGGAGACCGCCCUCACGCCCUUAGAUCCAGCCUUCACGCACGUCAUCGACCCCAAGGCGCUGCCCAUCGAUCCCCUACACAUCUUGCCCGUCCAGCACGACGCAUCGGGUUGUCCCGUCCAUGUCCAGGUGAAGGUGGACUCGAAUGGCGUGCCUAUUCAGAUUCAUCCGACAGCCUUUACAGUAUCGUUGAGUUCAUUACACCAACACCAAGAGCACCAACAACAGCCGGACAUCAUAACCCAACAACACCAACAACCACAACAACAGCAGCAGGAGGUUCAAGAGGCCGAUGUUGCUGAAGGGCUAUGCCAGGGGCACAAGCCUGCCGAGGGAGAACAGCAGAUCCUCGAAGGACACAGCCAGGCCGAACACCACGUCCUCGACGAGCAGGUCGGGGCAGAGCAACAAGGUCACCCUCAAGGAGAGGAGGCUGGAGGAGGAGGAGGAAUGAUGGAGGUUGAGGGGGAGGAGGCGGAGGAGCAGACAGAGACGUCGGAGGUAGACAGACGGGAGACAGAGGAGGAGGCGAAUGAUACAGUUAAAUGCAGUGAGGAAAGAGAGACAGACGUAGAUGUAAGUGAGGAAAAUGAUAACUCGGAGGAGGAGGGAACCAAGGGAACAAUGGAAAUAGAGGAGGAGGAGGAGGAGGAGGAAGAAGAAGAGGAUGAUGAAGACGAGGAGCAGGAGGAGGAGGAGGAGGAGAUGGAAGUAGAAGUAGUACAAGUUACAGAACCAGUCGAAGAGGAGAAACGAGUGGAACCAAGAACGGAACCGGCGAAGGGAGAGGAGAAAACAGAAGAGGGAGUUGAGGAGAAGGAGGAGGAGGAGGAGGAGGGGGGAGAGGAUGAGAGGAGGAGGAGGAGGACACAACAGUGGCAGCGAGCAGCCGAAAAAGACACCGUUAGCAGUAAGAAGAAUAAAAGCAGAGCAUCAAAAGACACUUCGACAGCAGCAUCAACAACGCCGUCAGGAAUCCCGGCAGUGCCUUCUACGAAUCCCCAAGAGGUGACGACGGCAGGAGAGGCGAAGAGGAGAGGAGGAAGCGAAGAGGACGAGGAGGAGGAGGAGGAGGACGAGGAGGCAGAAGAGGAGGAGGAUAUGCUCACCAAGGAGGCUGAAGAGUCCUCCGACUCGAGUGAUUCGCAGUACGCCAGCAUGAGCGAGUCCUCGUCGACGCCUACCACUCCGGCGGGAGAACCCUCCGACGGACACGAAGCUCCCGAAAGCCAAGUCGAGUCCUGCAAGACUUCGUCCGAAGCAGACCCUGCUCUUGCUGCCGCGAGCAGCAGCUCAGACAACGGGGUAUGUGACCCCUGCGAGACACAGGUUGAACCCAGUUCCACGAGCUGUGCAGACGACACUGAAACCUCGGAGAAGUCCGCCUUGAACGAGACCGAAGGACCUCAGCAAGCGGGUGAGGAGGAGGCCAGCACCAGCGAGACCGGUCAGCAGCCCCAGCCUCACGUUGAAGGAACCGGCGAAUUCGCCCAGACGCACCAGCACGCGACGGAUGCCACCGAGAAGGUCCUACAAGGAUACGUCAUGGUCCCCAUCCUAACGCCUUACUACGAUCCUUCGGUGCUGUACGGUUAUCCAGUCGUUGUUGCCGACCAGCACCAGCACCAACACCAGCAAAGAGGCUACAGUAAGAGGAAAAAGAAAAAAUAUCAGCGUCGUCGGCAUGCGGAAGUCCCUUCCACGGGUUGCUACCUUGACCCACAGCUAUACACAGGUGAGCCUUUUGUGGCAACUCCUGGUGGUUAUGUGGUGCCUGUAGAAGCUGCUCCAUCUGUAUGUCAAGUACAUGGCUUCCAAUAUGUGACUGCCCCCUUCCCUCAGCAUCUUGACGAGGGCAUUGUACAACAUUCGCCUUAUCUGCCAAAUGUUGUGCCAGAUCCUGCUGCUCAACAGGUACAACAUUUAGGAGGGACCAAUCUAGACGACGGAUCAAAAAGGAUAUUUAGUGACUUGCAAGAGAAGGAAAGAAGGCAAAUACAAGAAAUCCUUCAGGAACAAAGAGCAAAGGUUGGCAAGUCUGAUUCUACAGAAUCUUCAGAUUCAGGUGUUUCUGAAUCUGAGGAAGCAGUUGCAACAGAAUUUUCCUCUGAUGAACAUGAUGCACAUAAAAAAGACCAGGAUUCUUUACAGUCAAGUGGGAACACAGAAGGCUCUUUGUUAGGAGACUACACUUCUGGAGCUGAGUGUGAUACAGAUAAUACCAGUACUGUUGAAGUUAGUGAAAGCUACAGAUCAGAAGAGAGUUUGGAGAGAGUUGACAAAGAAAAUUCCAACGCUGAAAUAAAUGUCACAAAUGUAAGUAAUGCUCAAUACGAACUACCAGGUGAUAAUUCCAUAAAAGAUAGUCAUAUAACCACUGGUGAUCAAAAUCAACUGGUAUGUGACCAAGAUGCUUCCAUCCAACCAAAAUCAGAUUUGAUAGAGAAAUGUUCUGCAGUCAAUGAAGCAGAUACCAAGAGUCCAAAUUACGCCAUAAAAGAGACGCAAUCAAGACACAGUUCCUGUACGACAACUGAUUCAGACACAGAAAUCAGUGCUCAGGAACAAAGCAUACCAGCUUCAAGUGAUAUCAAUAUUGCAGGUUCAGAAGAUGCAACCAAAGUAUCAACAGAAAAUCUUGAUGAUUUAGGAAAUAAAUCAGAACUUGAUUUAAUAGAAGCACCCACAGUUUCUUGUAACCUAACUGAUGGUUCUCCUAAUGCACUGUCUAUAGUCUCUUCCCAUGAACAACAGCACAGUAACAAAGUAACUGCACCUCAAAACCACAUAACCAAUCUAUCUCAGGAGACUUGUUCAAGUACUGAAAAUCUUGAAUUAACACUCGAAAAUGCUCAAGAAUAUCAUUGUGAGGAAGCUACAAAUGUUGAUGAAACAAUACUUCCUCAGAGAUUAGAAUCCUUGUCGAAAGAAAGUAGCAUAGACCAGGAAAGCUUAAAAGACUUAAAAGUAACUGAAGCUGUUAAAAGGUGGAUAAGAGAAGUUACACCUGAAAAAGCCUUCUUCCUUUCAGAAGUCCAAACACGCUUCCUAGAAAACGAAAUUCAAGGAGAUAUGGAUACUGAAGAUGAAUACAUUGAGGACGAACUCCCACAGAGUACACAAUCAACAACUGUAAGUGGUUCAAAAAACGUGGAAGGCAACCCUUUCGCUGCAGCAUCCAGUGAUGCCCCUAUUGUGGGCAUGGAAAGCUGCAGCAAAAGGGUUGCUUUAUUCAGUAAACAAAGAGGAAUUUCUCCUGACACAUUAGAUGACUACGAUGGUUCAAGUACGAUUAGUAACCUGAGUAACGAACAUCUGUAUUCAGAGGGAUCAUCUAGCCAACCAGCCUCCUUCAGUCACAGCUUCGAUGAUGAAGAAGUUGAGAAGUAUACAGAAAAUCCAAAUAUAUAUAAUCCUAUUGCUUUUGCAAAGUACUAUCAGUUAGGAAUAGAUGUGGAUGACACAACACCUGCUUCCACCCCUAUACCACAAAACUGUCAAAUGUCUCGUGAAACGACCCCUGUUGUCCAGACAGAGUCUGAGACUAUUAGCGAGUGUGGAUCUGAAGAUAUUGAAACUAUUCCACACAAAUAUGAUGUGGUUUGCCAAUAUACAGCUACCUCACCAAUGUCCUUAGCUACUGAAAUAUUGAAAGCUGAAAAAGUUUUGAGCAAUAUGGCACACAUUACUGGUUCUCAUCAAGACAAUGAAGCCAUUAAAGGUCAUUUUGGCAACCCAGAUAUAUAUCUGAAGCACUAUGGAAAUGCCCAACGUACAGAGGUUGGUGAUAGUGGAGUGCAGUCCGAGGAGAGCAGUGAUGAAAUGGAAGGACGUAGUAAUGCUGGCAGUAGUGGUGUUGGAUCAUCACUUGCCUCAACGCCAGCAAUAUCUCCAGCGCAUCAGGUAUCAGGACAGCACCCUCUUCAGUCACAUCCUUUAAGAAAUUUAAGUGCUGGUGAUGGUCCAGUGCCCUGCAGGACAGUGUGCUGUGCUGUUAUGUGAGUAACCCUCAAAACAUAUAUGGGUAUUACUCUAUUUUGUUAACCCUGUGGGGUAGAAGGCAGGCAAAGGGGUAUCUCCUUAGCCUUCGCCCGCUCGUGCCUUACAGGGAAAACUGCUGGGCAGGGGACUGCCCAGACACUGAGGGUACAACGCUUAAACUGCUGUGAACUGCGACCAACUGGGUCACAUGCUCACCUGUUAUCAAUUCAUGUACUCUAUUCAAGAAAAGUUGGUGCAAAUGUGUGCACGUUGGACGUAAAACAAAGUAGAGAGUCAGUGCGAAAUUGCUGUAGGAUAGUGUCCUUGAGUCACGCAACAUGCCGUGCUUUUGGUGCUAUGGUUACUGAGGUUGAAGAACAUAUGGCCUCACAUGGGUUGCACUGCACUUGGAGUCUGCAUACCUGUAGGGGAUACUGCCUUUAAAUCAGCUACACACACAAAACAUACAUUUACACAGACACACUGUGAGUGCAAUAGGCUGCUGCUCCUUGGCUAGUCCCCCCAUCAGGUGUGUGGUUGUGAGUUUGUUAGGUCACAUCACCCAAAUCGCUUCAAUCUCAUGCAUUGUCAUUGUGAUAGGCAUAGUAAACCCUAUAGAUAGUUGUUAUUUAUUUUUAGACUUGUGAUGUUUUAGUGGUUAAUGUAGGUGAUGUUCUACCCUUGAGCAUUUAGAUGUCAUUUGGGUAGUGUUGAUGGUAGGUAGCGUUUUUGGCUGCUGCGGCGAGCGUAGGUGUAGGUGGGCCAGGUGCCUCACAGGAGUGUGCAGGCUUGAACAGCAAACCUUCCUUAAUACAUGUUGUUAAUAUCAAAAUAUGACAUUUGUUGAGAGACAUUGAAUAUAUAAAGAUAUAUAUAUAUAUAUAUUCCUACCCUAAAUCCUAAUGUCACACUUGUAUUGUAAAUAUAGUUAUACUAUAUAUACAGAUUUAUUAAUGCUCACAAGCCUGGUCACUCUGCAUCCUAUAUUUUGUUGACACGCAGUUUUACAUAACUGCUGCUCUCCACAUCACCAAGGAAUGCCUCCUUUGUUGCUACUGUUGAAUGUCAAUGGAGACCCAUUGCUGCAUAACGUUAAGUUGCUUAGAGCACAGCAAUAGUUGGCCUAUGCAUGUCACUUCAUCUGUUAUUGUUAUCAUUAAAUGGCAGUGCUGCAGCUGGUAGUCUCCCAUGAAUAUAGAAAGGAAUAAGCUUGAUUGUUAAACAACGAAUUGUACGAAAUGGUUGUUCGUGUAAGACACAGCAGUGAGUUUGAGUUGUUGUUUGUUAUAGCUUGUAUACAAUGGAACUAAAGUUUAUCUAUAAAGUUCACCUAUUUUUGCUGAAUGCCUGUCCCCAGGUUUUUACCUCUUGUUGUAUCGUAAAUUUAUUGCUGACCAAAAUGCACUAUCUUUUGCAUAUCUUCAGCCUUCUAUCUAAGCAGUGGAUUUUGAUCCUAUUGCCUCUGUGACUUAUGACUUUGGCAGCUGAACUGAAGUUAUCUUGGCUGUGCUGAAAGAAGAAAAAAAAAUGUUAUUUCUUGAUUAUUAUAAACCAUAAUUUCUUUUAUUUUCCCAUAAAUAAAACCAGAGACCAACAAUUUCGUUAUCAAUUUCCACUGAUGCCAUAUUACUUAAUAUUCCAUAGAAAUGAAUGGAUGUAUCCUCUAUGGAUGCACCAGAGCUGUUGGAUUGUUAUUUUCUUUUUGUAAAUAUAGAAUCAAAUAAAAUUUGUUGUAUUUAA
Messenger RNA from Macrobrachium nipponense, 6081 nucleotides. RefSeq lists its product as uncharacterized. The record is from RefSeq and is a predicted model, not a curated record. Lineage: Eukaryota; Metazoa; Arthropoda; Malacostraca; Decapoda; Palaemonidae.